Messenger RNA from Papilio polytes (common Mormon), 1379 nucleotides. RefSeq names its product elongation of very long chain fatty acids protein 7-like. The coding region runs from base 191 to 1039 and encodes 282 amino acids. The record is from RefSeq and is a predicted model, not a curated record. The transcript is spliced from 5 exons. Gene Ontology annotation, biological process: fatty acid elongation, saturated fatty acid; fatty acid elongation, polyunsaturated fatty acid; fatty acid elongation, monounsaturated fatty acid. NCBI's taxonomy places the organism in Eukaryota, Metazoa, Arthropoda, Insecta, Lepidoptera, Papilionidae. Gene Ontology annotation, molecular function: fatty acid elongase activity. Gene Ontology annotation, cellular component: endoplasmic reticulum membrane.
UUUACAAAAUCCUCUUAUAAAUACUUUAUUUGUUACAAAAAGUAGAAGUAGUGUGGACUUAAUUAGAACAAAACAACAUCACUUGGAGCGUGAACGUUCAUUGCUUGGUGUUAUUUUAUUUAAUUUACUUUUUGUGAAUAAAUAGGCCAUAAUUAAAUUAAAUCUUUCAAAACAUAGUACAAUUAUUAAAAUGGAUUUACUACAAAGAAAUGAAACUUUAAGAGACAACAGUGUUUGGAAUUUCAAUGGGAAAGUGGAUUACAUAGACCAAUGGUUUUUGAUGAAAACACCUCUACCACUGGUUUUCGUGACAGCUUCCUAUCUUAGUUUCGUAUUAAAAGUUGGACCAAAAUUGAUGGAAUCAAAAAAACCUUUCAAGUUGACAACACUUAUAACGAUCUACAAUAUUCUACAAGUGGCUUAUUCUUGUGCUCUGUUAUACAUUGGUUACAAUUUGAUAUCGACCUACGGGCUGCUGAGUUCGUCUUGUCUCAUGGAAGCAGAAGACUCAAAGUGGAAUGUUACAACGGGCAUUUAUUACUACUUCUUCGCCAAAGUUACUGAAUUAUUGGACACAGUUUUCUUCGUUCUUCGUAAGAAAUAUAAUCAAGUGACGUUUUUACAUAUCUAUCACCAUACUCUCAUGAUGUGGGCAACUUGGAUAUCGUUGAAGUACGAACCUUCCUACGGCACCAUAUUCCUCGGAACAUUGAAUUCAUUUGUUCACAUCAUCAUGUAUUCGUACUACGCUUUGUCAGCGUUUCCGGAGCUGUCAAAAUAUUUGUGGUGGAAGAAAUACAUUACUAUGAUGCAGUUGAUCCAAUUCUUAUGUAUUAUUGUCCAAGCGGGUGCGAGUCAAUUCUUCUCCGGCUGUCCUCCCUCUUACACCUUGUUAACGACGAUCAUGUUUAACGCUGCAUUGUUCAUAUAUUUAUUCGGUAAAUUCUACAUCAACUCGUAUCGUAAAACACAGAAAUCAAAUAUAAAGAAGACUUCGUCAGGAAAUUGCGUUAUGCCAAUAAAUACAAAAGUAGAUUAAUUAAUUUUAUUGAUACUAGUAUAAGCAAAAUUUUAAUUUACACUGAAUUUAUUUUAUUUAAUAAAACAUUUUAUUUUAUUAUUUUGCAUAUUUUGAUUUCUUGACUGUCACUGAAUUUUUGAUGUUAUGGUUGAGAUUUGUAUAAAUUGCUGACAUUACAGAUAUCGCUUGUUUGUAAUUUACCUAGGUAAAUUGUAAACGAGAACUGGAUAUCGAAUCCUUAAUUCUCUAACUGUUUAAUGAUCAUGUUAGGCAUUAAUAUCAUCGAUAGUCCCACCUAUGCGCAGUUAUCUAUACUAUUAUAAUAAAGCGUAAACACACACUUCUUUGUUGCCUAAGA